UUAGAAAAUGAAGAGAAAAGAAGAAGACAAGUGAAAUUAUCUAUAAUUUUAUUUGUAACUGGUUUUUUACUCGUUGUCCCAUGGCUUGUAAAUUUAAAAUUCUUAAGAAGUUCAAAUAGAGGCCCUAAAAUUUUAGCAAUAUUCUCCUUGGUUUUGUUUAUUCUUUAUGUCAUCACACUAACUCCAUUUAUUGUUGUGUCAUUUCUAUUUAUAUUU
Molecule: messenger RNA, 216 nt
Organism: Dictyostelium purpureum
Lineage: Eukaryota; Evosea; Eumycetozoa; Dictyosteliales; Dictyosteliaceae
Exons: 1
Source: RefSeq, a predicted model, not a curated record